Molecule: messenger RNA, 384 nt
Organism: Mesorhabditis spiculigera
Lineage: Eukaryota; Metazoa; Nematoda; Chromadorea; Rhabditida; Rhabditidae
Source: the annotation of a GenBank genome assembly
AUGCAUUCCUUCCUCAUCCUCGCCGUGCUCGUCGUGGCCGUCUCGACGUUCACCCAGCUGCCCUCCACCUACACGACGAAGCAGAAGAAGGACGCGUGCGCGGAUUACUGCAACGGCCAGGCUACCUCCCUGUCGACCGGGUUCGCCUUCCAGAGCAGCGGCUGGGAGCUGUGCAACUGCGCGCCUGCUCAGGCUACCGGAAGCUGGAGCGCGUCGAGCUGCUACUCUUCGUGCUACAGCCGCUGCCAGAGCACCCUUGGCUUGUGCGCCUGGAACUAUGCCACCAACACUGAUUAUCAUGGUCUGUGCUGCACGAACUCGAACACCACCACUUCCGUCUGGAACACUUGCUUCAAGAACGGAACCGGUCUCUGCUACCAAGCC